This is a messenger RNA of Anastrepha obliqua, 3478 nucleotides long. RefSeq lists its product as uncharacterized. The record is from RefSeq and is a predicted model, not a curated record. Gene Ontology annotation, cellular component: chromosome; nucleus. The coding region runs from base 121 to 3444 and encodes 1107 amino acids. Gene Ontology annotation, molecular function: chromatin insulator sequence binding; zinc ion binding. Gene Ontology annotation, biological process: regulation of transcription by RNA polymerase II. The transcript has 9 exons. Lineage: Eukaryota; Metazoa; Arthropoda; Insecta; Diptera; Tephritidae.
ACUAAAACAUUCCUAGAAGGCAGAAAUAUUUAGAAAUAAAACUUUGGAGUUUAGGAACAUUAUUCUUUUGACUGCUAUUCACAUUGUUUUGUGAAAAUACUUAGGUUCCAAAAGAGUGGAAUGUGUACCACUGAUGCCACAAUGAGAGAAUGGGAGCGUUGGUGUCGUCUCUGCGCGAAACAUGAUGGUUGUUACUUAGAUAUAUUUCUGGAGCAAUCCCCACAGGCUCUUGAUUCGGAUGCAAAUCUUCAUUCGAUUAUAGAGGAAUUCUUCCAUAUUAAGAUAAAGCCUAGAGAUGGACUCCCAAUAUCACUGUGUACUGAAUGUUGUUCUGCAAUAGCAUCUUUGGAAAAAUAUGCGGAACAUAUAAAGAAAGUUCAAAAAAUGUACAAAGAUUUAAAAAACACAGCAGAGUUCGCCGAUAUAAACCUCAAAGAUUUAUAUCAAAAAUACGGUUUAUUUAAAUGUGAAUCAAAUCUGCCCCAGUCAACAACAUCUGCAAUCGAACAAAUAUUUGUUCCUGUAAACCCAAAUACAGUCGUUAAAGUUGAAGAAAUGGAAAUAACGGAAUCAAAGGAAGUAAAACACGAAACUGAAAUCGAUGUGGAUUUCCACGAUCCUUUCGCAAACGAUAACCAGAAUUUUGAGGAGAGCACUCAUAUAAGUGAAGAUAGUGAAAGUAGUAACAAUAAAACUGACCCUGACUCUGACUCUGACGAACUUUCAGAACAAAAAUUGGGAUAUAAUAAAAAUGUUAACGAAGACAAAGAGGGAGGCAGUUAUUCUUGUAAUAUCUGUCAACUGAGUUUUAUGCAAAGCAGAAAGUAUAUGUAUCACAUGAAAAGUAAGCACGGCACAGAAAAUCCUUUCUGGAAUUGCUCUCACUGUAGUAGUUCUUUCAAAUAUAAAAAGGAGCUGGAACGUCAUACAAGGAAAAUUCACGCACCGAGUGUUUAUCCGUGUCCACAUUGUGAUCGAAAAUUUAAAAGAGCCAAAGAUGCUGAAAAUCACAUUAAAGCUGAGCACGAAGGUGCAUAUUCCCUAGUUUGUGAAGAAUGCGGUGAAAGUGUGCGUACAAAACAGAAACUUUUCGAACAUAUGGCCGUACACACAGGCCGUGGGGCCUAUGAAUGCGAAGAGUGCGGUAGACAUUUUUUACGAAAACAAUCCCUAAAGAGGCACUUAGAAAUCCAUGGAGAUAAACAUACUUGUGGAGAAUGCCUUUUAGAGUUCAGUACAUCCAAAGCCUUAAAGAAUCAUACGAAAGUGCAUUCCGAUGAAAUGCCAUACAAAUGCAAUUAUUGUGGUCGUAGAUUUAAGCGUACAAAAAAUUUGAAGAAUCAUCUUAUUACGCAUACUGGUCUCAAACCCUAUUCGUGUGACUUCUGUGAUAAAACAUUUUCGACUGGAUCAAGUUGCCGUUAUCACAAAAAACAUUUACAUCCAAAGGAACUGGCCGAACAAGAAGCAGCGGGCGUAAAAUCCUAUACAAAAAAUAUACCCACAUUGAAUGUGUUAAAAGCGAUAACGCAAGUUGCUGGAAAAAUUGAAAAUGAUGAUGGUUACAUAGGCGAUAAGAGAAUCAAAGUUCCAAAACUAGAUGCUGAGUUACCUGAUGAUUUGUCUACGAUGUCGGAUGAGAAGAUAGAAGCAUAUAUGAUGUCAGUUGAUGAGCAACUCAACGAUGAUGGCUUCGAUAGUGACGACGAUAUUUCUGAACCUGACUUUCAACCUGAUGAUUUCAUUGAGGAGAGUACCGAUAGGGCAAUAUUGGAGUGCUUAGAUGAAAUGGAGGAAGCUAACACAAGUUCUGCAUUUUUGAAUGUUUUGGAUUUGUCUUUGAAUGUCAGCUCUGUUGAACAAGAUAACGGAGUUUGGGAACAUUAUUGUUAUAACUGCUAUUCACAUUGUUUUGUGGAAAUAAUUAGGUUGCCAAAGGGUGUAAUGUGUACCACAAUGUAUGCCACAAUGAGAGAAUGGGAGCGUUGGUGUCGUCUCUGCGCGAAACAUGAUGGUUGUUACUUUGAUAUAUUUCUUGAGCAAUACCCACAGUCUCUGGGCUCGGAUGUAAAUCUUCAUUCGAUUAUAGAGGAAUUCUUCCAUAUUAAGAUAAAGCCUAGAGAUGGACUCCCAAUAUCACUGUGUACUGAAUGUUGUUCUGCAAUAGCAUCUUUGGAAAAAUAUGCGGAACAUAUAAAGAAAGUUCAAAAAAUGUACAAAGAUUUAAAAAACACAGCAGAGUUCGCCGAUAUAAACCUCAAAGAUUUAUAUCAAAAAUACGGUUUAUUUAAAUGUGAAUCAAAUCUGCCCCAGUCAACAACAUCUGCAAUCGAACAAAUAUUUGUUCCUGUAAACCCAAAUACAGUCGUUAAAGUUGAAGAAAUGGAAAUAACGGAAUCAAAGGAUGUAAAACACGAAACUGAAAUCGAUGUGGAUUUCCACGAUCCUUUCGCAAACAAUAACCAGAAUGUGGAGGAGGGCACUCACAUAAGCGAAGAUAGUGAAAUCAGUAACGGUAAAACUGACUCUGACUCUGACGAUUUUGUACAACAAAAAUUGGAAUAUAUUAAAAAUGUCAACGAAGACAAAGAGGGAGGCAGUUAUUCUUGUAAUAUCUGCCAACUGAGUUUUAUGCAAAGUAGAAAGUAUAUGUAUCACAUGAAAAGUAAUCACGGCACAGAAACUCCUUUCUGGAAUUGCUUGCACUGUAGUAGUUCUUUCAAAUAUAAAAGGGAGCUGGAACGUCAUACAAGGAAAAUUCACGCACCGAGUGUUUAUCCGUGUCCACAUUGUCAUCGAAAAUUUAAAAGAGCCAAAGAUGCUGAAAAUCACAUUAAAGCUGAGCACGAAGGUGCAUAUACCCUAAUUUGUGAAGAAUGCGGUGAAAGUGUGCGUACAAAACAGAAACUUUUCGAACAUAUGGCCAUACACACAGGCCGUGGGGCCUAUGAAUGCGAAGUGUGCGGCAGACAUUUUUUGCAAAAACAAGCCUUAAAGAGGCAUUCAGAAAUCCAUGGAGAUACACAUAUUUGUGGAGAAUGUCUUUUAGAGUUCAAAACAUCCAAAGCACUUAAGAGGCAUAUGAAAGUGCAUUCCGAUGAAAUGCCAUACAAAUGCAAUUAUUGCGGGCGUAGAUUUAAGCGUGCAAAAAAUUUGAAGUAUCAUCUUAUUACGCAUACUGGUCUCAAACCCUAUUCGUGCGGCUUCUGUGAUAAAACAUUUUCAACUGGAUCAAGUUGCCGUUAUCACAAAAAACAUUUACAUCCAAAGGAACUGGCCGAACAAGAAGCGGCGGGCGUAAAAACGUAUACAAAAAAUAUACCCACAUUGAAUGUGUUAAGAGCGAUAACGCAAGUUGCUGGAAAAAUGGAAAAAGGUGAUGGUUGUAUAGGCGAUAAGAGAAUCAAAGUUCCAAAACUAGAUGCUGAGUUACCUGAUGGCUAAAAUGCAUAAUAAAAUUAAGUUAGAAGUAUAAGUA